AUGAUUCAAACGCUUUUUAGGUAUUUUUUUUAAAAAUAAAAUAAACAUUUUUUUAUUUUUUUAAAAAAAAAUCCUAUUAAUUAUUUUUUUUAGAAUAUUUUUCUCAUACCUCAGAGCAUACACAAAUGGUGCUGAGACUCAUCAAAUCUAGCCCUGUAGUGAUGUUUUCGAAAACGUCAUGUCCUUAUUGUAUGGAGGCAAAGGCUACACUGAAAGUUAUGCAAGUUCAGCCUAAAGUUAUUGAGGUCGAUAAAGAAAAAGAAGGAGACUCAAUGAAAAGCGCUUUAAAAGAGCUGACAAUGCAAAAUACAGUCCCAAAUAUUUUUAUUGGAGGAUUUCAUAUAGGAGGCUAUGACGAUUUAAGUGAAGGUUUGGCAUCUGGAGCUGUACAAGAAAGGCUGAAAGAAAGCAACGUAGAAUUUAAGGACAUAAAAUAA
Messenger RNA from Blepharisma stoltei, 437 nucleotides. Lineage: Eukaryota; Ciliophora; Heterotrichea; Heterotrichida; Blepharismidae. The record is from the annotation of a GenBank genome assembly.